UUGCAGGAGUGGCCCGCCUCUAUGGAGAGAGAAACAACGACACAGAAAAUGUCGAUAAAGACGUAAAGAAAACAAACAAAAGACAAAGAGUAUACAGAUUUUGAUAAUAUUCUACAAAAACAUUUUAAAAUAUCAUCGAUCCAAGGCAGUAUGACGGAGGAAAAAAAGUUAUCAUUAAUAUGGUGAUCAUUAAUAAUGUGACGAUAUUCUACAUCACUGCUGAGUCAAUGUGCUUGCAACAAACAGUGUCAAAGGGUGCAGUAAAGAAGUCUCCAUAUGGUACAAAGGAACCUAACAGUACACCCCAAAAGAAAAAGGCUAAACAAGACUUCAAAGAACCACAUUCUAAAUAUGAAUCUGGCAGGGAUAAAGAACCAAAGAAGACGAGAGAUUUAUCAGCCUCUCGUACAACAAAAGAAAGGUCCCAAAAAGAAGACCUCAAGGCAAGAUCUUCAGUCAGAGAAAAAUUAGCAAUAUUAAAAAGUGAAUCAGAGAAAACAAAGGGAUCAGUUAAAGAUGUGAAGCAGGAUAGAGUCAGACCAAGGGAAUCUCAGCCCAGCAGCCAUGUUACCAAGGAAACAAAUAGCAAAAACAUAAAACCUGGGUCAGUAAAAAGUCAGACCCCAGUAAGGAAUCUAACAACUGGAGAUGCAGCACCUCAUAGUACUCAGAUGUUGUACCGUACUUCCCGCACUACAGAGAAACCAAAAAUAAACAGUACCUCUAAAGGAAAUUUGAAAAAGAACACAGUCACCCCUUUAGGUGCACAAACAAGGAGAUCAAUUAGUAGACAUCAAGUAAACACACAGAAAGAUGUAGCAAAAACAGAAAAAUUACCUAACAAAAUGAAACACCCAGAAGGGAGAGAACAAAACAGAAAUCAGGGUCGGCAGACAGAAAGGGUCAACGAACCAAACAGAUUGGGUCGAGAUCGCACACGGACUAGGACUUUGAGUCCACAAGAGGUGAAGGUGGCAAAAAGUUACACUGAGGGAGGGACAGUGGAGAGUGAGAAGCUGAGAGAAGACCAGAAGUACUUGGCUGAGAACGUCGCAGCCAUCUCUGCUGCAGCCACGGAAGCAUCUGGUUCUCAGUCCCUUGUUCAGGCGAGCAGCGACAAACAUAGGGAACCACAAGAUGAUGAUGGAGGCUGUGAAUAUGAAGAUGAUUUUGAGGAUUAUGAAUCAGAUUUUGAAGACAGUGCCGAUUCUGACGUGUCUGAUGAAGGAGCUGACAUUGGAAAUUAUGACAGUAGCAGUAAUGGUGAUAGUGAGUCAGAGCUUGUAGAACUCACACCCAGACAGCAUCCAUUUGGGGAAGAAGAGAAGAAAUUAGACUCUGGCAACUAUGACUUGGCUGAACAGAGGCGGAAAGGCAGAGAAAUGCAAGAAAUCAAGAUGGCAUUGGGCAGAGAGAAUGAAACAUUGUCUGCUCAAGAGAGGAUGAAAUCCCACGUGGUAGAUGCUCGUCUUCUGCCAACUGAUGAGGGUUAUGUAGAAGGAAAAGCAGAUGAUCAAAAACAUUUCUCCACAACAGUUACACCCUUAAAUUUCAUCAAUUUUGCCAAUGCAAGGAAAAGAAAACAAGAAAAAAUGGCAAAUGCAACUACUAAAAAGAGAGGAGAGAAACUUCUGGACAUGAUUCAACUGGAUACAGUCAGUUUCACUUUAUUUGAACUUUCUCCCGUUCCAUACGAAGUUUAUAUGAAGAGCUAUGGUUGCUCAAACACUCUGCAGGCUCAUGUGCAGACUAACGAAGACAAUCUCUCUGAGGAAGUUCAAACUGAUGAAAUACGCUAUAAGAACAAGUGGACUCAGAAGCCAGUCUCUUUUCAGACCAAAAAUGUCAAGAGCUCAGUGGAUGAAGUUACUAUAUUUUCACAGGAUCAUCUUGGAGUUGGUGGAGAUUCAGUGGAAGAUGAUACUGAUUCUUGGAAAGAGAGACUAAAUAUUGAUACAUUGAGAUUGAGCCAGUUUCUUUCAUCUGCUGGACAAGUUGUUUCAGUGUUACUGGAAGAAGGAGAAACGGUGAAUGCUAACAAGUUCGAUAGAAAUAUGAAGGAUAUUCCAUUUAGUGAUGGUUAUAUCUCUCUUGGUUUGGCAUCUGUUCCAUUUUUAGCUGACAGACCUGUUACAAUUAUUCGCUUUCCACGUCAUCGUUCCAACCUGUUACUUACUGUCCAUAAAAACGUAAUAUUUGAGGAUAGGCAGACAGAACAUUUUUCACCGUGUCGAAGCAUGAUAGCCAUAUGGAGUAUUCUUGAACCAUCCUUACCACAGAAGAUUCUUGUGGCUGCUCAUGAAAUCACCGCUAGUUGUUUUAAUGCAACUACAGCCAACGUAGUGUUUGCGGGACAGGAAGAUGGAUCACUAUGUGUAUGGGACUUGAGAGAGAAAUCGCAUUAUCACAAGAAGGUUGAAACUGAACAUGGGGAAUGGGUGUUGCGAUCACCAACCUACAACACAGCUGCGAUUUUGAAAGAUAAAGGACAUCUUUCCAAGGUUGUUGCGUUACAGCCAUUGGUUGGAACUGAAGUGGAAUCUGAUAUACAUGAAAAAACUGAAGUUUCACCAACUCAGAUUUGUAGUUUGGAUGAGGGAGGUAAAAUCAUCAUAUGGACGGUGAUUCAAAGUUAUAAGCAAGAUCAUCAGAAAGGAAUACUACACCAAGAUCUUGGACUGGCUCACUGGGGCCGAGUUCGCUUGGUGUGUAGUUCUGCCUUUUCACUUAUGGACACCAUCUCAUUAGACCAUCACUUAUGCUUUAAUCUGAUGUGUUUUGACUUGCAACUUGAUGGCCGUGAUCAUGAUCACCUUUAUAUUGGGACUAAUACAGGAUAUGUGGUGCAUAGUUUGAAAAAUGGUGGCAAGCCUAGACCACAGUUUUAUGUGCCAAACUGGGGUGAAUUUACAGAUGUGAAGUGCAUAGAACCCUGUCCAUUUGGAGAACCUUACUUUAUAAUUGGCUGUGGAGAUGGGACAGUAAGGCUUCAUUCCCAGACUUCAGAGAAACCCCUUGCAACAAUGGCAGGAACAGGUGAUCCUAUUAGCGAAGGGCCAUCUGUUGUUUCUCUUCAGUGGUCUCGAUCUAAGCCCUUAAUCUUCUUUGUUUUAGACUCCUCCUCAAGGAUUCACAUUUGGGACUUCAGUAAAAGUGACAUUCGUCCAGUGCACACAUUGUCACUUGGAACUGUGACGGCUAUUCAGUUGUCGGCGGAAAUAGGUGUUGCGAAGACUAGUCCCCACCUGGCUCUUGCAACUGGUCCUGGGCAAGUUGAAAUUCACCGGUUAAGACAAGAAUUCUACAGCCAGACGUCAGACGAAGUCAACAGAGAGCUUGAAAAGUUUAUGCAAUAUAUGAGUAUAUUAUAACACUGACCACACUUCUAUAGAAUGCACGAUACAUGUUUGAAGUACACAGAUUAUUGUUAAUUCUGUUAUAGUUUCCCAGCGAUGUUUGUUAGUGACGGGUACAGUGCGGCUGAACAGUAUUUAAAAUGUAGAUAGAUCGCUUUUAUAUGUAGCAGCAUAAUCUAGUAAGCUCAUGCUUUCAUGUAGUUAAUUAACGAUGAUCUUAGGUAAUCAGAAACCUGACUCAUUGUCAAGCAAAAUAUUUGUUUCUUUAUGUCACAACAUAACUUACAUAAUGCAUGAUCUCGAGCUUUCACGGUGACUAUCUGCAAUAAAAUCCUCUGUUGCCUUAUCCAAUACUUUCAAACGGCUGGAUAAGUCGGCGGUAGCAGAACGCAACUUCAACACGGGGCACCGUAUCGACUUUAGCAGUACUUCAGUAUCGGAUAAGGCAACGAGCCACGUGAACCGCAUCGUGAAAGAGGCAAUUGAAAUCUGAUUGAAUACUGCAAAUAUCAACAGAGACGGAGGUUUUAUGCUGAGCGUGGCCUGGUUUCCAGUGUGGAAUAUGUUGUCUAACCGGUAAGCUGAGCAUAACGAGGCGAGCUCGUGGGGACUGGAGCAGGUAUAUAUAUGAUACGGUGGAGAGCCCCAACCACUUCGGUGCCCUGAGGACGAGGACAGAGAUGGACCUUAAAACGUUGGUCUUUUCAUGUUUUAACCGCUUGACGCGGCUGACAGCCCGAGAGGAUUUUAUUAUAACUUACACACACACACACACAAUGUAAGGAUUUUUAUCCAAGUGUCUCAAGUCUCAUUCUUCCAAAAUCAAAGACGUCAUCUUUCUUGUUAAAUGUAUAUCAUAAUCCAGUAUUUGUUUCUUUGUUAGGAAGUCUUUAUCAGAUGUGAAGCUUUCACGGCGGCUUUCGUUAAUAAAGUCUUCUCGGGCUAUCAGCCGCGUUAGAUGGUGAUUAAUCGCCGACGUUUCGAGGACCAUCUCUGUCUUCAUUUUCAAGGCUGUUGACUGUGUGGCUCGUAGCUACUCUAUUAAAGUGUUUAUCAGUUUCUUGUGUGUAUUCCCUUUUAGUCUGGAAUUUAUUUUGUGUUUUGAGAUGAUCAAAGAAAGAAACUCGUCUUGCCAUCUCUAAAUGAUUUUAUGUCUUAGGUUGCGUAUUGAAAGUUAGCUGCAAAUUGAGGAUUAGCCUCUGAUCACUGUAUUCUAGUGAGGAGCUUUAUUCGCAGCCACGUGAAGGGUCCGAGAGCAUAUGCGGGGCAUCAUAUACGUCUGGCUGUUUAAGUGUGGUCUCUAGGCCUUUUGAAGUAGUACACAGAUGGUUAACUGCGCUCUUUGCAGACUGUAUUUUUGUGUAACGUGCUCAAUCGUCCUGCCACUUUGUUCCUGUGCGAGGGUACAAAUGUCACUAAAAGUGCUCUUAUAAUUUGCUUAAAAAUAAGAAAACUGAUAUGGAAACAUGAACCACGUUGUCUUCACUUGCGAUGUGAACGACCAUACUAGUUUAUGGAAUAUGGGCCUGAAAAGUGAAAUAUAGUGUAAUUGGUGUUCUCUGAUAUGACUGGGUUUUUGUUUUAUCCCAGAAUAUUGGUUUUCUAGUCUCAAUGUAUUUUUUAUUUACUUCACAUUCUAUUAAUAUGUAGGAAGAUAGAUUAUUCUGCAUCUUUAUCAUUUUUAGUAAACAUUAUUAAAUAAAGAUUAUACAUCUCUUGCAUCUUUGUACAUCACGUCCAAAUCGAACCAAAGAAUUUAGAAUUUAAAGUAAUUUUAUAUUUGUUUGUAGGUGUAUCUUACAAAUAAAAUGUGAUCCGUCCGUUGAUGUUUGUCAUAUGAACCUAGUUUGUUAGUAUGUUGCUACUGUAAAAUUAAAAUGUACAUGUACAAUUCAUGAAUAGCAAUAAAAAUAAUUAAACAACAUUAA
Zootermopsis nevadensis is the source of this 5284-nucleotide messenger RNA. RefSeq names its product cytoplasmic dynein 2 intermediate chain 1. Gene Ontology annotation, cellular component: cytoplasmic dynein complex. Gene Ontology annotation, molecular function: dynein light chain binding; dynein heavy chain binding. The record is from RefSeq and is a predicted model, not a curated record. Gene Ontology annotation, biological process: intraciliary transport. Lineage: Eukaryota; Metazoa; Arthropoda; Insecta; Blattodea; Termopsidae.